Zophobas morio is the source of this 1434-nucleotide messenger RNA. Its product is annotated as inactive pancreatic lipase-related protein 1-like. The coding region runs from base 13 to 1014 and encodes 333 amino acids. Lineage: Eukaryota; Metazoa; Arthropoda; Insecta; Coleoptera; Tenebrionidae. Gene Ontology annotation, molecular function: lipase activity. Gene Ontology annotation, biological process: lipid catabolic process. The transcript is spliced from 7 exons. The record is from RefSeq and is a predicted model, not a curated record.
ACCCAGCACAACAUGGCUGUUUCCGAUUUUUUGUUCGUGUGUUUGUUGAGUGCCCUGCCGGGUCCCCCUAGAAUCAGCGUGGACGAUGCUAUUCUCCAGCUUUUUCCGAUCAAUAAGCAUAAAUGCCAUAAAAUCGAUCCGAUUAGGGACAUCGCGUUUCAGCUGUAUACGGUACACAAUCCCCUGCAACCCCAAAACCUCAUCAUCGACGACGACAAACUUCUGGCCGAAUCCCAUUUCAAUUUUUCCCAACCCACGGUGUUCUAUUUUCACGCUUUUUUCGAAUCUUCCAGUACUUUGAGCGCCACUCUCAUUAAAACAGCGUAUUUACAACGAGGUGGUUAUAACAUCAUACUUUUGAAUGCCCCUAGACUGGAAGCAGGUCCUUGGUACUACACGGCGGCACGAAAUACCGAAAUUGUGGGACAAUACACUGCCAAGCUCAUCGACUACUUGGUAUCCCGAGGCAUGUACCUCCCCAGCCUGCACCUCAUCGGCCUCAGCCUGGGCGCCCAAAUGGCCGGAGUGUGCGGCGCCAACGUGAAAAGCGGCCGCGUUUUUCGAAUAACGGGCCUGGAUCCCGCGGGACCCCUUUUCAAAAAGUGGCCCAAACACCUCCGGCUGGACAGCAGCGACGCGGAAUUCGUGGACGCCAUCCACACCGACGCCGGGAUUUUCGGGUUUCCGCGAAACGUGGGACACGUGGAUUUUUGGCCCAACAAGGGUAUUUCGCCCCAGCCUGGAUGCACGAAAAUCGAAGUGAAAAGGACGACUCCUGAUAACACCCUUGCGCUCAUUUUCUGCAGCCACUGGAGGGCGUAUCAGUUUUAUGCCGAGAGUGUGGUGAAUCCGCACGGGUUCGUGUCUGUGCCGUGUGAGUCGUGGCAGGAUUAUUUGGAUGGAGAUUGUCGGGCUGAUUUGCCUAUAACCAAUAUGGGUUUUUAUGUAGAUUAUAGUGCCAAAGGUAAUUAUUUCUUGAAGACUAAUGCACAGUCGCCUUUCUCGAUGGAGUGAAGGAGGGAUUAUGGAGAAAUUACGAGUGUUCGAUUUGUGCAAUACUAGUAUUUAUUUAAUGACGCAAAGCGUAAGUUGUAAUAAGAAAUACUGAUAUGUGAUUUUAGUAUUUAUUUAAGCUGAUUAGGCGACAUUUAAAGAUGUACUUUGCAAUAAAACAGAUUUAAAAUAUAUAAAUAACUUAAGGGGGCUUUACUAAGAAAAAUUCCAACAACUAAGUAAAUUAAUAUGUACUUCAUUUGGUGGGAAAUACAUCAUUUUAAGAUUGUGUAUUACAGGGUUGUGUUGUUAAAAAGGGACAAGUGUUGACAUUUCCGAAAUCUGCAAGUUUUGAUAAUUUGAACCUUCUUUUGUAAUAUUUAUUGAAAUUUCAUUAAUUUGAAUUGAUUUUAAUCUGUUUUCUCUCAGAUGUAACAUUAA